Messenger RNA from Drosophila subobscura, 1738 nucleotides. RefSeq names its product UDP-glucuronosyltransferase 2C1 (gene Ugt49B1). Lineage: Eukaryota; Metazoa; Arthropoda; Insecta; Diptera; Drosophilidae. Gene Ontology annotation, molecular function: UDP-glycosyltransferase activity. The transcript is spliced from 4 exons. Bases 149 to 1732 code for a protein of 527 amino acids. The record is from RefSeq and is a predicted model, not a curated record.
AAUUAUCAUAGAACGAUGUUGAGGCCCUAGCUACCCAUCUAUCCCAUCCAAAACACGUUCCCAGUCGUCGGAGAAUCGUCGAGUGAAGCGGUUGUUGAUUUUUGAUAGCGCGUUGAAGUGAUCGGCCAACAGCCCGGCCAAACUCAAAAUGCAACUGAAAUGUAUUCUGCUGCUCACUUUGGUGGCGCUGCAGCAGCUGGACCUUGGAGCUGGCUCCCGCAUCCUGGCUGCCUUUUUCUUUCCCGGCAAGAGUCACUUCAUGAUGACGAACGCCAUUGUUCGGGAGCUGGUGCAGCGCGGCCACGAGGUCACCUACAUCACGCCCUUCUCCCUGGCAAAGGAGAACUUGGGUCCGAACUACAAGGAGAUUGUCAUUGCACAGUACAAUUUUUGGCCAGAGAUUAAGGAAAUAACAAAAACCAAUACCAUUCUGGAGAUGACCGAUGUGCCGAAUCUGACCUUCGUCAGGCUGUUGAUGGUGAUGGGUAGCCACAGCACAGACUUUGCCUUCGAUCAGCCGCAGAUACAGGAGCUUGUGAAUGCCAAGGACAAAGUCGGGAAGUACGAUCUGCUGCUGGCCGAGCAGUUCUACAACGAGGGUGCCCUCAUUCUGGGACAUCUCUAUCAGAUACCCAUCAUCACCGUGUCGACCUUUGGGUACGCCAACUACCUCAGCCAGAUGGCGGGCAUUGUGUCGCCGUGGUCCUAUGUGCCCCAUGCCUUCAUGCCCUACACGGACCGCAUGUCGCUGUUGGAGCGCAUCGGGAACGUGAUCAUCUCUGGCACCGACGAUCUCAUUAGGGAGUUCUCCUACUACCCGGAGCAGGAUGCCAUUCUGAGGAAACACUUCUCCCAUUUGCUGGACAGGGUUCCGACCAUCAAGGAAUUGGAGCGAAACAUCUCCGCCAUUCUGUUAAACAACUACAUGCCGCUCUCUACGACCAGACCCACCUCCUUCAACAUGGUUGCCGUGGGCGGACUGCACAUUAAGCCACCAAAAGCUUUGCCACAGCAUCUGCAAGAGUUCCUCGAUGGCGCCACCGAAGGAGCCAUCUACUUCAGUCUGGGUUCCCAGGUUCGCAGUGCCGAUCUCCCGCCCGAGAAGCUAAAGAUCUUCCUCGACGUCUUCGGUAGCCUGAAGCAGCGCGUUCUGUGGAAAUUCGAGGAUGAGGCGAUGCCCAAUCUGCCGUCCAAUGUGAAGGUGCAAAACUGGAUGCCGCAGGGAGACAUAUUGGCGCAUCCCAAUGUCAAGGUGUUCAUCGCCCACGGCGGCCUCUUUGGCACGCAGGAAGCCGUUUACAACGGUGUCCCGAUGCUGGGAAUGCCCGUCUAUUGCGAUCAGCAUCUGAACAUCAACCAGGGCAAGCAGGCUGGCUAUGCGCUGGGCUUGGACUAUCGCACGGUUACCGAGGAUGAGCUGCGGUUCUCGCUCACCGAACUCCUCCAGAAUCCCAAGUACCGGACCAGCAUGCAAAAGGCAUCGAGGGUCUUUCGGGAUCGCCCACAGAGUGCCAUGGACACGGCCAUAUACUGGAUCGAGUACGUGAUCGAACACCGCGGAGCUCCACAUUUGGUGGCUUCUGGUGUGCAGCUGCCCUGGUAUCAGUUCUACCUCCUGGACAUCCUAGCCCUGGCCCUGGCCAUCGUUCUCCUGCCCAUCCUUGCCCUGUGCUGCCUGUGCCGCGGCUCCAAAUCGAAGAACGUGCCAAAGAAGAAGGCCAAGCGGAAUUAAUUGGAA